Messenger RNA from Diatraea saccharalis (sugarcane borer), 796 nucleotides. NCBI's taxonomy places the organism in Eukaryota, Metazoa, Arthropoda, Insecta, Lepidoptera, Crambidae. The record is from the annotation of a GenBank genome assembly.
CUGGUCUGUCAGUCCUGUCAUUAUUAAGAAUAAAAAUCGCACGAUUUUAAUUCUAAAUAGACUUUAAUUGAUUCGAGUACGAAGUGCUUUACCGUGAAUUUUUAUUAUUAGUAACGCAAUCAGUUUUAGUGCUCUUUUUAUCAUUAUAAGGAACAUUAAUAAAUAUCUGUGGAAUUAUGAAAAUGGCGGGCUUGGAGUCAAUGGUUGUUGAAGAAGUAAAAACUGUUGAAAAACCGGUCGACAGAGAAAAGACUUGUCCUCUUUUACUCCGAGUGUUUUGUUCUACUGGUCGUCAUAACUCUCCUGGUGACUAUGCUAGAGGAAAUGUACCUCAGAAUGAGUUACAAAUAUACACGUGGAUGGAUGCAACCCUACGUGAACUAACAGGGCUUGUGAAAGAAGUAAACCCAGAGACAAGACGUAAAGGAACAUACUUUGACUUUGCAAUUGUAUAUCCUGACAUGCGGUCGCCAACUUAUCGCAUGAGAGAAAUAGGAGUUACUUGCUCAGGGCAGAGAGGUGGUGAUGACAAUAAAACAUUAUCACAAGUUAAAUUUCAAAUUGGUAAUUACUUAGAUAUUUCUAUAACACCACCUAACAGAAUGCCACCUCCUAUGCGUCGACCACAACCAUAUAUGAAUAAUAGACCUUAUUAAACUAUUUUUAAGAACUUUUUUUAUGUUUAGUCAGGACUGCUAAUAAUUUCAUGGAUUCAAAGGGAAAUUGCUCUUUACUACUGAUGUACCUAUAAUUUAUCAUUACUAUUUUAGUAUUAUAGAGCAUCUAGCAAUAAAUU